AUGGCGAGGCGCAAGCGAAUCAAUCAGAAGCCUGGAUCUAAAGCUUCUCCGUCAGCGAUCAGUGCAGGAAGAGUUAAUCAAGAGCGGGUGGAGGUUGAAGAUGAAGUGAUUGGAGAAUCUGUUGAGGAAGUUUUUGCAGAUAUGGUUGAUAAUUUCCAGGAGGCGGGGGAGGAUCUCUCUCAGGUCCCCGGUAGUCAGACCAAGUUUGAAGUUAAUGUUGAGUCCAGGUCGUGGGCGGUGGAAGCCGAAGAACAAGAUUUUCAAGAACUAGCUAAAGAUAAAUGGUCACGUUUUCAAGACACGUUUGCUGCAAGGGGGGGUGUUCGACUCAAUUAUGAGGAACCCUUGAUUCGUGAUGGUCAAUUAAUUGCUCAAGUUGAUAAAGAAGAGAUAGAAGUGGAGGCUUCUUUUUGGCAGUCAGCUAUGGUCUGUGUAGUCUUGGGUGCCAACCCUCCAUUAUCUGUGUUUGAAGGAUUUAUCAAUCGUAUGUGGGGUAAGCUGGGUAUAGAGAGAAUAGCACGCAUGAAUGGAGGAUACACACUUGUUAAAUUCAAGGAUGAAGUUACUAGAGAUUUGGUUUUGGAAGCUGGUGUUGUUCAUUUUGACAGGAAGCCAGUUUUACUGAGGCCAUGGUCGACAGAUUUGGAUAAAGUGCGAUUGGUAAAGUCAGUGCCGCUCUGGGUAAGGUUGCCAGAUUUAGGUCUCCAAUAUUGGGGACUUAAAACUCUAAGUGCCCUAGUUAGUACUAUAGGUAAACCUAUGAUGAUGGAUAAGGUAACCAAGGACAAAUCUAUGGUGAAAUUUGCCAGAGUUCUUGUAGAUGUUGAAAUAUCUGAUAAAAUUCCCCAGUGUAUUAGUUUUUUAAAUGAGAAAGGCCAGUUGAUGGAGCAACCUAUAGAAUUCGAAUGGUUGCCCACUCAUUGUUCCUGUUGUAAGAACUUGGGUCAUGGUGCCUCUAACUGCAAAAGGUCUCAGGAGGUUCAAUGGAAGCCUAAACAGGUAGUCAAUAAUGCUGGAAUAGAGGAUUCUGAUGUUUCUAAGAUUCAGAGUGAGGCAGGUCUUGUGGAUGGGUCAAUUGGCACUCAGAUGGCAGGCAAGGAUAGUCAGCAGGGGAAAACUGGUAGUACUCUGGCUAGUACUCGGGAGUUGAAGACAUGUAUUCAUAGCAGAGACCUUUCAAUUCAGGAUACUGGUAAUGCUUCUGUUGAGCAGGAUCUAUCUUGGUCUACUCCAAAGAGAGUUGGAGGGGUUAAGUUAAAAACUGCUGCCAACGUGACAGUGAGGGGUAACAAGUUUAGUCUCUUACAGGAGAGCAAGGAGAUGGUUAAAAAAAGGAAUUUACAUGAUCCUCAAUCUUCUAAUGGAGGGAUGUAA
Molecule: messenger RNA, 1374 nt
Organism: Humulus lupulus (European hop)
Lineage: Eukaryota; Viridiplantae; Streptophyta; Magnoliopsida; Rosales; Cannabaceae
Exons: 1
Coding region: 1-1374 (457 amino acids)
Source: RefSeq, a predicted model, not a curated record